CGCUGCUCCUGGGACUCCGCCUCGCCGUGCCUUGAGUCGUUCCUGGAAUAUUCGCCGUUCCACCAUCUUAGAACCCUCCGCUGCCCCUCAUAUGCAGGCGACGUGACCCUAGCCCUCGAUGAGUCAGGCUCAUUUGGUUCCUUGCUGCUCUCGGACGCGGAGGACGUUACCUUCACCAAUGUGGAGCUCCAAAACUAUCCCUACACUAGCGACUUUUUCGCGAUAAAGCUAAACAACUGCCAGCGUUGCGCACUUCAAAACGUCACCGUCGACGGUAUUAUUCUACUCAGUGAGACUCCUGCAAUCUUAAUCCAGGACAGCGACGUCACGAUUGAGGAUGCCGGCUUCAUCCGGCUCGGGCAGGAGUACUCGGCUGACCGCUACACGCCGACCACAUUCACAUCCGGAGCAGCUCUUCGGGCCGUGGACAGCCAGAUAACAGUCCGCAACAUGCAAAUCACGGAAUCCUCCGUCCUUCUGCUACAAUCAGCCAUUUCCGUAACGGGUGGAGCGUUUACGGCGACCGACGUCCGCUGGCAGGUCUUGUCGUUCCAGCAGGGACAGUACGAUCCGACGGACUUAGGCGGGCUCUUACACGCCGCCAGCGCUGUCGUAAGGCUGGAAAACGCGUCUUUUGACGGCAUCUCUUGGACCUUGCCCGUCGAUUCCCAGUUCUUUCAUGUAUCUGAUGGAGGGCGCUUGAGUCUGUCCGGCAGCAGCUUUACGGCAGCAGCAGGCGGCUGCGGCACCCUGUUUCGUGUCGAUAGCGCCGCAGAGCUGGAGCUGACCAACGUUAACGUCACCGGCAUUGACUUUGGCGGCAAACUCGCAGCACGCAACUGCAUUCCCGCACCGAAACCCAGUGUGGGCUGCGGUGUAUCUGCUACCGGCGGGGCCACGCUGCGUAUGGAGGGCGUUACCUUCACCAACCUCACACGUCUUUGGCGCCCCGUGAUGGGAGUCGAAGAUUCGGAUGUGGUACUUUCCGCUUGCACGUUUUCCGGUAUUGCCGUGGAUAACAACGCCGCGCUGGGUGCCUACACCGGAGUUGUCCUCAACGCUCUUGAUGCACGUGUUGACACUCAGCAGUGCGUCUUCCGAGACGUUUCGUGGCUGUCCCGUUUCGAAACCCAGGUCCUCCGGGUCGCUGAAGCCGGGCGGUUGCGUGUUUCCGACUGCGGCUUUUCCGUGAUCGGAGGCUGCGGUACGGCAAUCCGCGCGGACGAGUCGACUGAGGUUCAACUGGCGAACGUCAACUUUACCGACAUAAGGUUUAUCGGCAACCCGGAUGAUCAGAGGCCAGCAGUUCUCGUACGGGACAACUGCAGCCUGAUCGCCUCGAAUGCGGUUUGGCAGCGGAUCGAUGCCGGAAACGGCACCGGUGUAGCGGCACUGGCCGUAGUGAGCGCGGAAUCGGUCUCUCUAACGGAUUGCGUGUUUACAGACAUCGUGAGUCCGGACGCACCUGCAGUGAUGUUUUCAGACGUCUCUUCCGCCAGCAGCUUGACUUCAUGCACGUUUCAGAACGUGGUUGGGGCUUCCGCGCUGCAAGUUGAGGCUCCGCAGGGCUCAACAUCGCUCCGGAACAGCACCUUUUCCGCAUGCCAGAACGGUAGCGCGCUGAUCAUGGUGCGCUGCGGUGGCUCGGUUGAGAUGACGGACAUGAUAUUCCAGGGCAAUGUCGCCCGGUCCGCAACCGAUUGGGGCGCUGCCAUGCAAGCCAAGGCAUGCAACGCCACUGUCACGAAUAGCUUGUUCCAAGGCAAUGCGGCAGCAAGCAUCGGCGGCGCAGUCAGCAUAACCGGAGCAAGCAGUCUCCGACUCCAGGACUGCACUUUCAGCACGAAUACCGCGGUGCAAGGUGGUGCCAUCUUCGUGUCACACUCAGGUCUGCUGUGUGAUGGCUGUUCGUUCGUAGCCAACAGUGCACAGGGAAGGGCGCCUUACGGCGGCAGCAUCUACAGCGAGGCAUCAGAUCUGGUGCUCCUAAACAGUUCCUUCAAGCGCAACGCCGCGGAAGGUAGCACCGGUCGAGGUGGCGCCGUCUACACGGAGCUCUCAACAGCCCGAAUGGCCUCAACCUCAUUCUUCGCAAACUCCGCUGGCUUCUACGGCGGCGCUCUUUACGCGUACAACACCUCUGUCACGGCAAAUGGAUGCGCCAUCAUGAGCAAUUCAGCCCCGAUUGGAGCCGGCUUCUACCUGCUCGGCAAGGCUGACAGACAGAGCGGUGCUGUCGGUACUUUCUUUCCUGCUGACAGCACUCCUCUGCCUCCACCUCCGCUUCCCAGCAGCCUCUUCCCGAACCCGCCCAGUGCCCCACCAUCACCCGCCCCGCUCGCAAGUCCCGCAGCGCAACAAUCCACUGCUGCCGUACCCCUGCUUGGCAGCUACUACUACAGCAGCAUUGUGAACAGCACGUUCACACAGAACGAGUGCUCGGGUGACUCUGAGAGCAGCAUGGGGGGAGCGCUGGUGGCGGCUCGGUUCAGCGGACCAGCUUGGAGCCUGCUUGUGCAGGGUUCCACAUUUGUGGGCAACUCCUGUCCUCAGGGCGGUGCACUCGUGGCAAGCAUGCUGGAUAACAUUACUGUUACACAAAGCGACUUCCGGCUGAACAGGGCUAGGCUGUAUGGCGGAGCACUCCUGCUGAAGCCGACCGAUGUCACCAGCGCUUCCUCCUACGCUGUGAUUACGGAGAGCAAUUUCAAGGAUAACUGGGCUCAGGUGUCCGGCGGAGCUGUAGCGGCCUACCAGGGUUGGGCCCUCUUGGCCAGCAUCAACAACUUCACAGCCAACGGUAACUUGGAUACUGGGCUGGCGGGCGGAGCCGUUUACCUCGAGGGCUGCACCCAGUUCCCGCCGGGCUCGGCCUUUGGCGGCUACCCUUGGAACGAUGUGUUCUCUGCCAAUGUCUUCUCCAGAAACAAGGCAGACCAGGGCGCUGCUGUGUAUGCGAAGGCCUGCAAUGUGAGUUCGUACAGGGACCGCUACACUGGCAAUGUGGCGGCGGUGGAUGGAGGGGCGGUGUACGCUCUGAAUGCGCUGCAGGACCCAAUAAGCACCUUGCAGCUCACUGAAAUCAAAGCGGAGGGCAACUCAGCCCUGACCGGUGGCGCUGUCUACGUAUACGGCCAAGGACUAGGCAUCAGCGGGUCCGAAUUCACCGGAAACGGCGCAUACUAUGAUGGAGGGGCAGUUGCGGCUAUUAGUGCUUCUCCCUAUGCCUUGAAAAUCCUCCAACGUAAUUACGUGCCGUACUACUCGUCUGACGAGGCAAAUUUGCUUAAGCUCAACAUUUGGAACAGCACCUUUCUGGCCAACUGGGGAGUUGCUGGCGGCGGCGCCAUCUACAUUGACAAGUCAGCCUUGCAGCUCAAGGGUUCGAACUUUACGGGCAACACUGCUGGAGACGGGGUGCCCAAUGACCAAUGGUCCGACAGUGGCGGCGCAAUGCUAGCCGCGUCCUGCUUUGGAAUCCUGCAAAUCGACGAAAGCAACUUCACCAGCAACAGCGCUAUCGGUGGAUCUGGCGGUGCUGCGAUGCUGAUGGCCUGCGGGUCCCUUUGGGACGGCAACAACUUCACAAACAACACCGGCAGCACCUACGGAGGCGCGCUGGCUGCUACCAACUGGCGGACUGCCAACAGCAGCAUCGAUGACAGCACAACUCCCAACCUGGUGUUCUUUAACUGCAAGUUUGUGGAUAACAGGGCGCUCAGCAAUGAUGGUGGUGCGGUGCUGGCACGAGAGCUGAACGCAACCGUGCUGAUGUCGGCGUUUCAGGGCAACCAAGCGGCGGGUAGCGGUGGUGCACUGGCGCUGGUCAACAAUAUCAUUGCUGAUGUACGAUCAUCGCGUUUUGAAAGCAACACGGCCGUACAAUACGGCGGCGCAGCGUACUUGCUAACCACUCCGCUGGUCUCCCUCCUCGACAACCGGUUCCUACGCAACUACGCAGCUCUCAGCGGCGGAGCUCUGAGCAUCCUCCGCUGCAACUGCACCAUAACCGCAAAGGCAUUGUUUGACGGCAAUCGUGUUGGGGCACGGGGCGGAGCCCUGCAGCUUCAGACCCUGACAGCAGCAGCCGGCAGCAGCGGGGGCGAUGCCUCUAACAGCAUUGCGGCAAGCGGCGGCUGCGUUGGCCACUUCAUGCAGCAGAUCAAGCAGUACAUGUCACCUCGUGGCUUCGCACACCUUGGAAUUGCGGAGCAAAGCGUGGAAUCGUACAAUGCUACCAUAGUUUACGAUGGAAGCAUCAAGUACGGCACCAUAACGACAGGGUAUUUCGUCAAGGGCGGCGUCACGUUACGUGUGCCCCAGGCUGCCGGGCCUUCACAGAUCCUUGGAUACGACAACACCGUUGCGUUGGGUGCAGGAAGCACUGUGCGCUUCGCAGCUGGCAGCGCCCUAUCUUAUGGUAAUUGGCAGGGCUUCCGUAUUCAAGCAAGUCAAGACGGCAGCACACGCCUUUACUCAUCGACAGCUGGUGACGUCGGCAUCGACUUUGCCAACAUCCUGACGACAGUCCUCGCAAGCGGGAGUGCAAUUACUCUGCUAAGCCCAGCCAUGGAAAUGCUAGAAGCAGGUGCCAGUUUGGUGGUUCAAGCCUCGCAAUGGACGAAGAUUAACGGUAUCACCAAGUUUCAAGUUUCUGACACCGUGUCAUCAGCUGUCAGCGUUAUCCCCGCCGUUCGCAGCACUAUCUCUUUCCUCGGUGGAGGCAGCUUGGAGGUAUCAGAAUGGAACCGCUACGUUGUAUGGAUGGGUCGGAUUGGAACCCUUUUGUACGACACAGUUGAUGGAUCCACCAGCUUCAUUGGCAGCUCGUCGAGGAUUACGUUUGGAAACGGGAGCCCCAUCAUCAAACACGGGCCGGUCCUUCACAGCACAGCCGGCGUGUCUCUUACCGUUCAACCUGGCUUUUGGGCGCUACAGAAUGGCACAAGGCUUACUCCUACGGCUGGCAUUGUUGCCAUCUCGGCAUCGCCAGCCGCUGGGAGCAAUGUGACUCUAGCUGCUGGGACGACCAUGCGUGUUUCGAGCUGGAAGUCGUUCAUCAUUCGCAUAAGCAGGAACGGCACGUACCUCGACAACUCUGCCCUCGGUACGAGUUCACCGCUCAGCAAUGCUGCUUCGGUGCUUUCCCUGUCUCCAGGCAGCACCCUCACGCAGACCAACGACGGCACUGCAACCUUACCCGCCGGGUCUGCGAUCACUGUCCAAGGCAAAGCAUGGACGGUUAGCAACGGCACCGUGCUAUCACCAGCUGGCAGCGUUGUUGCCCUUAGCCUGGUGCUGUCAGCUGGCAGCAUCGUACAGCUGAACGACACGGAAGCGGUUUCCGUUUCCGAACACAGUCGUUACCUUGUUUGGGCUGGACCGCUUGGCACACUGCUGUACGACUGCAGCUCAGGGCUUGUUGCCAUGCUACCGGAUGCCGCGGUGAUAUCCACCUCCCAAACAGGCUUCAUCUCCUCACAUGAUGGAUCAGCGCUGCUGUCGUCUGACCUCAGUUUUGUCAUCCAGGCCAACGCGUGGAAUCUACGGAACGGGUCUACCUUGGCGACGAGUGGCAGCCUGGUCGCCAUGACAGCCCUCUUGGCCUCCCACAGCACCAUCCAGUUCCCCAACCGCACCUCCCUCGCGGUCACCGAGUGGUAUCGCUACUUCAUCUGGGCUGGCCGGGAUGCAACGUACCUGUACGACACAAGUUCUGGAACCAACUACCUGCUAACGGAGGGGACGGUUGUGGCUGUUGCGAAGAACAGUUUGCUCUUUGUCCACGACAGUUUUACGCAUUCCCUUUCUGGCAAUGUCAGGUUGGACAACAGUAACGUCAUAACGCUCAGCAACGGCACGCAGCUGGGAGCAAGCGCUGCCGUACAGCAAAUUGUGCUACAACCUGCCAACGGCAGCUACGUAACCCUUUCUGAAGCAGCCGUGCUUGCUGUUGACAGCGCAGAUCGCUACACGGUAUGGAUAGGCCGCAACGGGACGUGGAUGUUUGACGCCGCUCUACAUGCCAGCUACAACCUAGCCGAUGGCUCUGCUGUGAAUCUCGCGCCCUCCAGUAGCAUUCUGGUUCACGACAGCGGUACAACCGUGCUUUCAACCCCUGCAAACCUUACGGUCGUGAAGGGCAGCACGUGGCAGCUGAGCAACGGUGCCCCGCACACCCUCAACGACAGCUACACCUCCAUGGCUGCUGCACCCGCCUUGCAAAGCCGCAUCAUCUUUGGAAAACCCUUCGACCUCAACAUUUCGGACGGCAGCCGGUACUACAUACUCGGCGGCCGCAACGGAACUCUGUUGUACGACGAAACGUUGGACGUCAGCUACACCCUUGCUACAGGUUCCAUGAUAACAUUGGCGCCGAACAGCAGUGUCCAGACCUCGGAAAGCAGCACGAUGCUGGGUUCAGUCACAAACGUGGAAAUACUGCAAGGAAAGUGGGCGCUUGGAGGAGGAGCAACAGAAGUCAACCCAGGCAAGGGCUGGCGAAGCACGAGUACAUCCGGUUUGGAUGUUCACACACCAUCCAUGAGCAUCAUGCCCCAUGAGGUUGCCCGGACGUGUGCCGUGGACUUCUCCACAGCACAGUACCAGUUGGACCCCGACGCCUACCGUUAUGCAGCUGUUCAGACGCUCCUGAAGGGCCUCACGAGCUCCAAAUUCUCCGACCCAAGCCUGCCCCAAAAGGUCGCAAUAGCUGGCUAUGCUUUCAGCGCCGAUGCAGACGUCAAGGGCUUCAAUGCGUCGCUGCUCGUUCCAGGCGCAGCCUGGGGAUCCUGGGAUGAUGCGGGCCGGCCCUCCAGCGUCCAGGUUACUUGUACGGCUAGCACGGCACCUGAAGGCGUGUCGUACGCGCUGGGCUUGGGCACGAUAUUCAUGGAGGUGACCGCGGUGAACAAUACGGCGGUUACGGACGGCGGCGCUUUCGUCCUAGAUGGCGGCACCGGCCGUGUCCUCAUUGAUGGUUCCAAGUUCCUGGACAACAGCGUGGAAGCCGGAGAUGGUGGCGGCCUUGCACUGGUUCAGGAUGACGAGCAAGCCGGGAUGAGCCUUGAGGUGUUUGUGGUCAGCAGUGUGUUUUCCUCCAACAAUGCGGCGGUCGGGGCGGGUGGUGCGCUGGUGCUUGCAGCGGACAGCAACCACCAGCAGGUGUCGUUCGUCAAUACGACCAUUGACAGCAACACGGCUGCCCUGGGCGGAGGUAUCGCCAUGCUCAACCGCAUUUCGGUUGCAAUGGACAACUCCUCGCUCACCAACAACACCGCCGACGGCUCGCAGCUCAGCUCGGGAUCAGCUGUUGCAGCCACGUUUGUGGCAAACCUGGGGAACGGCGGCGGCAUCCUGGCCUCCCUCUGCAACGAACUGCAGCUGUCCAGCACCCGCAUGUUCGGCAACACAGCCAGCAGCCGCGGCGGCGCCCUGAGUGCCACUUCCUGCGGUAUCGUGUUUGUGAACGGUACGACAGUCGAGAACAACCAUGCACAGAGCGCCGGCGGGGCGUAUGUGUGGAACGACCUGCCUGUUACCGGGGAGUACUCGGCGGAUAACCCGGUUGGCGCGAGCAUAGCCAUCGUCCACAAAAGCAGUAUGCUGGGCAACUCGGCCUUCAACAGCAGCGACAGCGUGCUGAAUGGCUUUGGGGGCGGCUUCCUGGUCCAAGGCCACGUGUCCACCCUGCUUGCGGAUUCGUACUUUGAGGGCAACGCGGCCGCCAUGCAAGGAGGCUCCAUCUUCAUCGAGUCACAAUGCGACCUGGACUCCAAGUCGCUCUUCCUCAGUGACUACCUGGUAACGCCAACAGCCUUCAAGGGAACAAAGUCGCUGUUCAACGGUACCGUGAAGAGCCUUCAGUGGCCCCGGCCCAAGGGCUGCUGGGGCACCGUCGUGUACUUGCCACGGUUUUACAACAACGAGGCUGAUCGCAGCGGCGGUGCGCUGUUUGCGUCGCAUCCGGAGGCGUUGUCUCUGGUGUGCGGCGGGGAGGCGUCCACCGGUGUGGCAGGCAACGCGACCUCGGAUGAUGACAGCUACCUGGCCGGUCGGGUGCUUGUCGCCAUGCAGAGAGCUUCCUACCAGGUCCUGGACAGCAGCAUCGUCAAGUACUGCUACCGGGAUGAGAUCCAACAGAUCUACAACACAUCCAUUGACCAACUGCAGCUGUCGGGCUCCCAGCUGUCAACACUCAACAUCUCCGAUAACCGGGCCCGGGGUUACGGCUAUCUGAUUGGAAUUGUUCCCAGCAAGCUGCGGCUCCCGGACAUCUCUUGGACUGGCAACACGUCCAACGUAGCCUCGAGCAGCAGUUCAGCAGCCGACAACAACAACAACAACAAAAGCACAACAUCGGUCAGCGCCCAACCCAUCACGUCGUCCCGGAGGGCUCGGGCGCUCCAGCAGCAAAAUGCGCAGGAAAGCGGCGCCCCGGUGGAGUCCUACAACCUGGCAGACAAGCCGGGAUUGCGUGCUGCUGUGGGCUGGGUGUACGACAAUGACACACAGGCUUUCCGCCAGAUUGUGAACUACCACAUCACCACCUUCUCCAAUGAGCCCAUGGACAUACCUGUUACCCUGCUCGACGCGUUGGACCAGGUGGCCUCAGAGAACACCACGCUGCGUCAGGCGGACGUCCGCGCCCGCUUCCUGCACUCCAGCAACGGCUGCCUGGCGGAGCUGCUGGGCGGCACGGAGGCGGUCGCCAGGAACGGCACGGCGCUCAUCAGCUCCAUGCGCCUGCGGGCACUCAAGGGUGUGAACUACUCGAUUGAGCUGCGAGUGGAUGCCAGCGUGUUCUCCGGCACGGUGGAGCCCCUGGUGGUGAACGUGACGGUGCCGCCCUGCAGUGUGGGCGAGGUGCCGCGAGACGGGGGCUACGUGUGCGAGACGUGCGAGCCGCGCUCCUUCAGCUUGUGGCAGGACCUCGCGCCGCUUGCCAACUGCUCCUACCCCGACCUCAUCGACAUCACCUGCACCCCCUGCCCUGACGGCGCGGAGUGCCCGGGGGGGGCGCUGCUCGUCCCCCGCGCCGGCUACUGGCACUCAGCCGCCAACUCGAGCUACAUGAACGCGUGCGCCAACCCGAGUGCCUGCCGUACGGAUGAUGACGGGGCGCAGGACACGCUGGUGGCCUGCCAGCAGUGGUGGUACUCCCGACCCGCCGGCUUCGACUACCAGGCCUACGUAGACAGUGUCCUGGCCGGCGACUCCACGCUCUUCCCGGACGCGCCGGGCGCCGCAAACGGCACCUACAACCUCACCGACCCCGCCAUGUGUGUGUUGUGGGGUCUGCCGUACGACCACCCCGCAUCGUACAUGAGGAAGCAGUGCAGCGAUGGCUACGGGGGCAACCUGUGUGCGGUGUGCAUGCCGGUGGACGGAUUGCCGUACGCAGACAGCGGCGACUUCUCCUGCAGUCAGUGCUUCAGCCGCAGCUUCAGUGUGGCCAUCGCGGUGCUCGGCUUCGUGGCCAACGUGGUGAUGGUGCUGGUGGCCAUCUUCCUGACGUUCCUUGCGGACUAUACGCAGGAGGAGCAGCUGGCAACUGGGGACAUGGUCAAGGUGGUCAUCUUCCACGUGCAGGUGUUUGUAAUCAUCACGCGACUCAACAUCGACUGGCCGGACUCCAUCGGCGGCUUCACAUCCAUCGUCUCCGCCGUCACAGGCGCCGUCACUCGGGUGUACAGCCCCAGCUGCCUGCUCGACGUGAAUGCAAGUCCCUCCGAACGAGCUCGCAUCGUGCAGCUGUCUGCAAUCAUCACGCCGCUGCUGUGUGUUGUCUUUGUGGCCGCAAUCUGGCUGCUGAGGUACGCACUCUUCAACACGCGCAAGACGACCUUGACCCAGAAAAAGCUGGACAUGCGGACCAUUGAAGAGUUCCGACGGGAGAGGGCCAGGCAGCAGCAGGGCACCAAACGUCGGUCCAAGGACGAGGGGGAGGGGGUCGUUCGGCUGCCGUACGAAGACGAUGAGGACUUUGAGCCCCUGGAUCUCAGGAUAUCCGCUGUGGAACGUACCCCCACAUCCCGCCGACGUAGCGAGCAAGGGCGCCCCAACUCCCAGAGACCAUCGAGCAGCAGCAUUGCCGGCAACAACAGGCAAACAGGCGACGGCACCCUCAAAUCCGUUGGCAGCAGCGGCCCGACAGACGAUACAACCACCACCACCAACGGUCCGGAUUCCGAGCGCCAUGUGUGUGUUGUGGUCCAAGGAGCCGAGCCCGAGCCGGACCGCCCCAUAGCCUCCCAGGAGGUGGCUGUGGAGGUGGUUGAGGCGCUGGCGCUGGUGCGGCCGCUAGCCGGUCAUCAGCAACCCAGCAGCCAUCCCCGUCAGGAGACGGCGGGAAUACAUGCCAGCCGGCAACGGUUACCCGGCAUGCCAGAGCCUCCGCCUGCUCCCCUGCCGCCAUCCGCCGCCCCGCUCCCUCCGGCUCCUGCUCCUGUUGAUGCGGAUAAGUCCCUCGUGACGAUCCCUCUGAAGGCUGCGGCCAAGGCUGCAGCCGGGACUGGGGCUGCUGAGCAGGCGGCAGCAGACGGUUUGGGUGAUUCGCGGAAGGAUGGCGGCAGUAAGGGGAGAGGCUCUGGGGAGGUGGAGGUGGUGGAGGAGGAAGGCGGGAAGCAGGAAGCGGAGGAGGAGAAGGAAGGCCGGCGGCAGGGAAGCAGGGGUUCCGGAGAGGGGGAGGCAGGCGGAGGCGGAGGAGGAUUCAAGGAGGGCGAGGCUGCCGGGGAGAAGGGGAACGAGGGGAGCGGGAAUGCGGGCGACGGCAGCGGCGGAGGAGCAGCUCCCGAUUGGCGCACUGUGCUGAGCUCCGGUCGCGUUUGGGUGCAGAAGUUCUUCACGUACGAUGAGGAGGGCGAUGGAGCGGAAGAGGGUCGGUGGGCCUCCCUGGCCAACAUCGACGGCACCAUGACCUGGUGGCGCCAGGAGCUGUUGGUGGUCAUGAUUGCCUGCUUCAUACUCUACCCCGCAUGGGCGCAGGCCUCGCUGCAGAUCUUUGCGUGCUACUAUCUGGACGAGGGCGACGGCUCCUACCCCGAAUACCAGCUGGCUCAGGGGGCGCACGGCUACUGGAUCCUCAACAUGAACCAGGAGUGCUAUAGCGGCGAGCACUCCCGCGUGUGGGUGCCGCUGGGCAUCACGUGCAUCAUCCUGGUGUGUCUGGGCAUCCCCUUUUUGAACUUCAUGGUCACGUGGGGGCACCGUACGGCACUGCACACCGUACACGUGGCGCAGACGUACGGAUUCCUGUACCGCAGAUACAACACCGCCCAGUACUGGUGGGAGGCCAUGCUGCAGCUGCAGACGCUGGUGCUGGUGAUUGUGGACGUGUUCGGGCGGGUGCUGGUGGUGGAGCAGCAGGGGGUGCUACACAUGCUGGCCCUGCUGCUGGUCAUGUGGUCCAACAUGUACUUCCGGCCGCUCAAGCACGAGCUGCUUGAGCGCAUGCAGGCGCUGUCACUGGCGGUGCUGGCGUUCACGGUGGCGCUGGGGCUGUUCUUCGUGCCGCCGCCCGACCGGAAGGACCCUAUCACGCCGGUCGCCGCCUCCGCCAUCGGUGCCGUCAUCCUCUUCCUCAACAUCGGCAUCCUCGUCUACUUUGUGUACAUGAUGGCAACACACGGUAUGGACGCGCUCCGUCGGGGCGUGGAGGUGGCUCGCAUCAAGAUGCAGGAGGCCAGUCGGCGGGUGCAGCUGAGCGUCACCGUCGUACGACAGCGGGUGUCAUCAAGUGCAGGCAGCCUGCGCUACAGGUCGUCAAGUCCCAUCCGCUCGGUCACACGGAAAGGCGACACCCCUGCCACACCCUAGCUGACUGCAGUGGCAGGGCUGGGGCAGCAACAGCGCUCUGCGGCAGCGCAAGUAAAGACGACAAAAACAAGUUGGAAAACAAAGAAGUAAAUUUCCAUGCCCAAGUGGUUGCGGUGUAGAGCCUUUGGACGCUCCAGCCAACUAAACCCUCGUCGCCCUUCACUCGCGUGCCCCUUGGAAUAAAAGGGCCUUACUAUCCCCUAGGAAAAGGAGUGGGGUUGUUCCAUACUUGAUAAGUGACUGGAAUGCGUUUUGUUGUGGCCUGAUGUUGGUUUAGGGUGGGUGCGGGUAUGGCUUUCUCCGUACUGGGAGGUCAAGUGAGUUUCGGUCAAGUCAGUUCGUGUCAGCCUUGUGACGUUGAGACAGGUGCUAGCGAAUAGCACAAGGACCUGACAUGUUCUUGUGGUUUCUGUUGUAUGGAUGUAUAUAAGACUUGCAGUGACUAGGCAUACAUAGGCACUGGAAACGUAGUGCCGCCCAUUUGGAUGCGUAAUGCCGUGCGCGUAAUUAGAUGUUUAGGUUGUUUUGGUAAAUUUUAUUGUUGAUCCGUCUGUUAUGGCGUGUGAAGUACUGAAGCGAAUACGGAACCAAUCUGUCUAACCAAUGAUUCGUAUCCCUUUUAUACAAAUUGCCCUAUUGGCAGCUUAACCGAGGGAAUGUAACUGAUGGACC
Messenger RNA from Astrephomene gubernaculifera, 12489 nucleotides. The record is from the annotation of a GenBank genome assembly. Lineage: Eukaryota; Viridiplantae; Chlorophyta; Chlorophyceae; Chlamydomonadales; Astrephomenaceae.